AACUUACAAAAAAUGUAGGAAUACAUAUACAUUAUCGGCUUAGAGUUGAUGACAAUAUGAUUUCUGAUUCAUUAUCACAACAAAACAGCCUUACGAUCUUAAUGCAAAAUGCACGUCAAACCUGA
Molecule: messenger RNA, 125 nt
Organism: Funneliformis geosporum
Lineage: Eukaryota; Fungi; Glomeromycota; Glomeromycetes; Glomerales; Glomeraceae
Source: the annotation of a GenBank genome assembly